Messenger RNA from Staurois parvus, 845 nucleotides. NCBI's taxonomy places the organism in Eukaryota, Metazoa, Chordata, Amphibia, Anura, Ranidae. The record is from the annotation of a GenBank genome assembly.
CUUCCAGGAAGCUGUUAAAUGACUGCUGUGACCCCAGCCACCUCUUCUCCAUGACGAAGGUGAACACCCCGCUGGGCGAGAAUCUCUGGUUUGAUGGAGAGCUCCUAUAUUCUCUGACCAUAGAUAACUCCACAUACAAUCUCUUCCCACAGGAGAUCCCCUUUAAGCUUCCAUUGAAGAAAUGCUCGGUGGUGGGAAAUGGCGGCAUUCUGAAAGGUAGCAGAUGUGGCAAGCAGAUUGAUGAAGCCGACUUUGUUAUACGGUGUAAUCUGCCUCCGCUGAGCAGUGAUUUUAUCCCAGAUGUGGGAACAAAGACCCAACUGGUGACGGUGAACCCCUCAAUAAUAGAUAAAAGAUUCCAGAACUUGUUGUGGUCGAGGAAAUCAUUUGUGGAAAGUGUUAAGGUAUACAAGUCCAGCUACGUCUACAUGCCAGCCUUCUCCAUGAAACAUGGAACGGAGCCCUCGCUUCGCGUGUACUACACCUUGGCAGACUUCAGCACCAACCAGACUGUUCUCUUCGCCAACCCCAACUUCCUGCGUAAUAUCGGAAAGUUCUGGAAAUCCAAGGGUGUUCACUCCAAGCGUUUGUCUACGGGCCUCUUCAUGGUCAGCGCUGCCUUAAGCCUGUGCGAGGAAGUGACCGUUUAUGGAUUCUGGCCCUUUCAAAUCGACCUGAAAGGGAAAACCAUCAGCCACCAUUACUACGAUGACGUGCCUCCUAUGACGGGGUUCCACUCUAUGCCCGAAGAGUUCCUCCAGCUCUGGUUACUUCACAAGACAGGAGUUUUACGAGUUCAGUUAGAACAAUGUGACACAGCAUCUUCCAAUCAGAAACCUCACUGA